This is a messenger RNA of Schizosaccharomyces octosporus yFS286, 2396 nucleotides long. RefSeq names its product 2-isopropylmalate synthase. Gene Ontology annotation, molecular function: 2-isopropylmalate synthase activity. Gene Ontology annotation, cellular component: mitochondrion. Lineage: Eukaryota; Fungi; Ascomycota; Schizosaccharomycetes; Schizosaccharomycetales; Schizosaccharomycetaceae. The record is from RefSeq and is a predicted model, not a curated record. Gene Ontology annotation, biological process: L-leucine biosynthetic process. The transcript has a single exon. Bases 286 to 2031 code for a protein of 581 amino acids.
CAAACGUAUCCUUCUCCAUUCACAUCUUGUCGAACUUGACCUUCUUGCAAGGGAUUAUUGAGUGAAUUCUUGGAUUAAUAUUGGUUUUAUAUUUUGGAAACUUUUUGAACAGCUGUGAAGAUAAGAUACAGCAUAUCAUAAAACAUCUCGUGGUUUGAAAAUUUCCGUUGUCUCGACAUAAGAACAUCUAUAUUACAUUCUUUUCAUUGACUGUAAAUAUAUAGCGUGAAUUCAUUCUUUUCUUUUUAAAAAAAAUUUGGAUAUUUUAAAUAAAAAAUAAGAAGGAUGAGCACCAAUUUUGAAAAAAUCGCUCAUGUUGCUAGAGGGAUGCUGAAGGAUCCUUCCAAAAAGUACAAGCCUUUCCAGGGUGUGCAUUUGCCUAAUCGACAAUGGCCUGGUCGUGUUAUUACCAAGGCACCUAGAUGGUUGUCCACCGACUUGCGUGAUGGCAACCAAGCUUUGCCUGAUCCCAUGAAUGGCGAGGAAAAGUUGAAGUAUUUUAAGCUUUUGUGCAACCUCGGAUUUAAAGAAAUUGAAGUUGGAUUCCCUAGUGCUUCUCAAACGGAUUUCGCUUUUGUUCGUCAUUUGGUUGAAACUCCUGGUUUGAUUCCUGAGGAUGUCACAAUCUCUGCUCUUUCGCCUUCUCGUGAGCACUUGAUUAAUCGUACCAUUGAGGCUCUUCGAGGCUCCAAAAAUGCUACUUUGCACUUGUACAAUGCCGUAUCUCCUUUGUUCCGUGACGUUGUAUUCCGUAACUCCAGGCAAGAAACCUUAGAGCUUGCAAAGAAGGGUGCAAGGGCUGUCACUAUGGCUACAAAGCAUGCUGCUGAAUCUACACCAACCAAUUGGGGUUUUCAGUACUCUCCGGAAACAUUUUCCGAUGCCGAACCUGAUUUCUCUUUGGAAGUCUGUGAGGCUGUAAAGUCUAUUUGGAAUCCUUCUACUGCUAAACCCAUCAUCUUCAACUUGCCUGCUACCGUCGAAAUGUCUACCCCAAACACAUAUGCCGAUUUAAUUGAAUACUUCUCCACCAAGAUCAGCGAGCGUGAAAAGGUUUGCGUUUCUCUUCAUCCCCACAACGACCGUGGUACUGCUGUUGCUGCUGCCGAACUUGGUCAGUUGGCAGGUGCUGACCGCGUUGAAGGCUGUUUGUUUGGUAAUGGUGAACGAACAGGUAACGUUGACUUGGUGACCUUGGCAUUCAACUUGUAUACCCAGGGUGUCUCUCCCAACUUGGACUUUUCCAAGUUGGAUGAAGUAAUCCGUAUCACGGAAGCUUGCAACAAGAUUAACGUCCAUCCCCGUCAUCCUUAUGCUGGUAACCUUGUUUUCACCGCCUUCUCUGGAUCUCACCAAGACGCUAUUUCCAAGGGUUUGAGAGCAUACGACGAUCGUAAGAACGUUGACCCUACCUGGAAGGUUCCAUACUUGCCUUUGGACCCUCACGACGUGAACUCUGAAUAUGCCGCUAUUAUCCGUGUCAACUCUCAAUCCGGUAAGGGUGGUGUUGCCUAUUUGUUAAAGACCAACCGUGGUCUUGACUUGCCUCGUGCCUUGCAAGUUGAAUUUGGUGCAGUUGUGAAGGAUUAUAGUGACAACAAGGGCAAGGAAUUGACUAUUGGAGAGAUCAGCGACUUGUUCAACACCACUUAUUUCCUUGAAUUCCCUGGCCGCUUCUCCUUGGACGACUAUACCUUGAGCAGCAAUGGUCCCAGAAGCAAGUCUAUCAGCUGCGUGGUUGAUGUAAAGGGAAAGAAUGCUGGUCGCUGUGUGAUUGAAGGUAGUGGCAACGGUCCUAUGUCUGCAGUUGUAGAUGCCAUGCGUCGUCAAUUCAACAUUGCUUUUGAUAUUGGACAAUACUCUGAACAUGCUAUCGGAUCCGGAAACUCAGUCAAGGCAGCUUCUUAUGUGGAGAUCAAGUGCAACAACAAUUCCUUCUGGGGUGUUGGUAUCGAUGAUGACGUUACUUCCUCUGGUUUGAAGGCUGUCAUGUCAGCAAUUAGCCGUGCUGCUACAGAAGUUGCAAAGUAAGACGAAUCGGAUCUUACAGUGCAGCUCGACGACGACGUACUACACGUUGGAAAGAAGAAACAAUACAGAAAAAAAAGAAAGAAAAGGAGAAAAAGAAAAAGUAACAAAUAUUGUCUAUAUGUGUAUUUUUCAAAGGCUUGCUUUCUAUAAUUUCUGUAAUUCGAAACGUUUUUAUGUGAGUUGAUCCAUGUGCGUAUGACUUUUUUGCGAAUAACAAGCAAGCAGCACAUGAAAAGCUCCAGAAAGUAUAAUGAAGGAGUAUGUGGUUUGUUAUUAUAUAAUGUAUAGUUUUUACUUCUUUAUUUAUUUUUAUUUGUUUAUAAUUUCUUUUUAUUUUUCCUCACAUAAUCUAUAGUAGUACCUUG